Messenger RNA from Fonsecaea multimorphosa CBS 102226, 750 nucleotides. RefSeq lists its product as uncharacterized. The transcript has a single exon. NCBI's taxonomy places the organism in Eukaryota, Fungi, Ascomycota, Eurotiomycetes, Chaetothyriales, Herpotrichiellaceae. The coding region runs from base 1 to 750 and encodes 249 amino acids. The record is from RefSeq and is a predicted model, not a curated record.
AUGUCUGACAGUAGUGACAAGACUUAUGGCUUCACGGCCCUUCCUGCCGACCAAUCGCAAGACAAGCCCAGAACAACUAACCCCGAGGCUGUGGCCAUCUCAUCGCUUCAGCCUCCCAACACUCCGCUCGCCACGCGCGUCGACGGCUACGUCAAGUCCAAGCUCGAUGCUGACACCUACCGCCACAGUCUGCGCGUCUACAGCUACGGCUGCGCCAUAGCAAGGCAGUGCUUUCCGGAGUUUGAACUCACGCCAGGCUCCAAGCUGGACGAGACUUGGUUCUUGACCGCCAUGCUGCAUGACAUUGGCACCUGCGACGAGUUCAUGACGAGUACCCGCCUCAGCUAUGAGUUCUUUGCAGGCGUCCAUGCCUUUGAUCUCCUGCAGAAUCCCAAGAUAUCGGGUGGCGGGGAAGGUGUGGCGCCGCGAGAACAGGCCGAAAGUGUCGUCGAAGCCAUCAUCAGACACCAGGAUGUUCAGGACAAAGGCAAGGUUACUCUGGUCACCAGACUGAUCCACUGGGGCACGCUGUUGGACAACAUUGGCGCCGGGAAGGAGUUGGUACACCCAGACACCAUCAAGAACGUGGUGACCAAGUACCCUCGCCCAGGAUGGAGCGGGUGUUUCAAGAGGACCGUUGAGAAGGAGAAGAAGUACAAACCCUAUGCCAUGGUUAGCCGGAUCGAAGGAUUUGAAGAGCUCAUUGCCAAGAAUGGGGCUUCUGGAGGACUGAUGGCCAAAUAUGACUGA